UCAAAGCCGUUCAGAGCCUAGAUCACUAAUAAAGGCUAUGGCGGCCAAGGCUUUUCUUCGUUUCUUCCUUGCUCUUCUUUCUUGCAGCAUUGCAGCUGCAUCCCGCAGCCCUGGCCCUUCCCGUAGCCUCCUUCAAGCUGCUGCUCCUGCCACUCCCUCCGCCGGGGCUGCUCCUGCCUCUCCUAUCGCCGAAGCAGCUCCAACAAAUUCUGUCUCUCCUGCCAUUCCCCCGGCCGGGGCCGCACCUGCCAUCACCACUGCCGGAGCUGCUCCUGCAAUUCCUCCAGCGGGGGCUACACCUGCAAAUACUACCGCCGGUGAUGCUCCUGCGGGGACUGCACCUGUCAACACCACCGCCGGUGCUGCUCCUGCCGCUCCCGCAGGUGCUGCUUUUGCUCGUGCCGCUCCCGACGCUUCUGGUCUAACAGUUUUCGACGUCACAACCUUCGGUGCAAAGGCCGAUAACAAGACGGACAAUGUCAUGGCAUUCAUGCACGCGUGGAUCGCGGCAUGCAAGAACAGCACCACACCCUCCAAGGUAUUGAUUCCAGCUGGAGCAUUCGUAGCAGGCCCAACAGUGUUCGCAGGCCCAUGCACUAGCCCAAAGCCCGUAACGGUUGAAGUGCUCGGGAACAUAGUGGCCACCACAGACCCAUCGGAAUACGUGUCUCCCGAAUGGUUCACCUUUGAACGCGUUGACGGACUCGUGGUUACCGGCAACGGAACUUUCGAUGGCCAGGGUGCCGCUUUAUGGCCCUUCAACGAUUGCCACGGAAAAUCCACCCAGUGCGCCUCCCUCCCUUCGUCCUUGAAAUUCAAUGCAGUGAGUAAUGUGAUCGUGAAUGGCAUUAGUUCCGUGAAUCCCAAACAAUUCCACUUCCAUCUCCACGAAAGCAGUAAUUUCUCGGCCAGCUAUCUGACGAUUACAGCCCCCGGGAACAGUCCGAAUACUGACGGAAUGCACAUUGGGUCCACCACUUCGGUGACUGUGUCGCAUAGCGUUAUCGGAACGGGCGACGACUGCAUCUCCAUCGGAGAAGGGUCGAACAAUGUGACCAUCUUCAACAUCACUUGCGGACCAGGCCACGGAAUCAGCGUGGGAAGCCUGGGGAAGAGGCCGGACGAUAAAAGCGUGAACGGGGUUUCCGUCACGAACUGCACAUUCAAAGGCACGACCAACGGUGCGAGAAUCAAGACCAUGGUGGGGAGCAAGCCGGGGGAGGCCAAGUCGAUCUUGUAUCAGGACCUUGUGAUGGAAAACGUGAGCAACCCGGUGGUGAUCGAUCAGAGCUACGGCACUGCCAAAGUGAGGUUCCAGUCAAAUUCCUUGUGGAAGAUCAGCGACGUCCAUUUCAAGAACAUAAAGGGAAGCACGCCCAGUAACGCCGCGGUGUCCUUGGAUUGCAGCAUCAAGAAUCCUUGCGAAGGUGUCGAAGUGGCGGACGUUGAUCUGACUUUCAUCCCGACGCGCCGCAACACAACGUUCUUUUCCACGUGUGCCAAUGCUAAAGCUACCUUUACGGGCACCCUGAACCCGCCGGCCUGUGCCGCGUGAGUCUUUUUUUUUUUUGGGGCGUGCGUACGCAGCUGAGGGCUUUCAUCCAUGUAUCUCUAUAUUUAAUUUUCCGAUACAUUUAGAUCGGUCCUGGACGCAGAAUUUUUAUUUAUUUUGCUAAAUAGAUGCGUAGGCUAAGAUAUAUUAGUCUUGGUCUGGCCAUCCUCCAUGGAGCCUCAUGUGAAUAACGAUAAGUUUCUCCAUUUUUUAUGAAACCUCUUCUUUAUGUUA
This is a messenger RNA of Prosopis cineraria, 1786 nucleotides long. RefSeq names its product exopolygalacturonase clone GBGE184-like. The coding region runs from base 38 to 1555 and encodes 505 amino acids. The record is from RefSeq and is a predicted model, not a curated record. The transcript is spliced from 3 exons. Gene Ontology annotation, biological process: carbohydrate metabolic process. Gene Ontology annotation, molecular function: polygalacturonase activity. Lineage: Eukaryota; Viridiplantae; Streptophyta; Magnoliopsida; Fabales; Fabaceae.